Cyclospora cayetanensis is the source of this 990-nucleotide messenger RNA. Its product is annotated as Holliday junction resolvase MOC1, chloroplastic-like. The coding region runs from base 1 to 990 and encodes 329 amino acids. Lineage: Eukaryota; Apicomplexa; Conoidasida; Eucoccidiorida; Eimeriidae. The record is from RefSeq and is a predicted model, not a curated record. The transcript is spliced from 7 exons.
AUGUUUACCAACGGGCAAAAUAUAAACUGUGUAGCAGCUGCGUUCUCACCAGCUUGUUUGUUGGCCUCUGUCGCCUCAACAAGACUUGUGCCACCGUCAACAUGCAUAGCCGAAGAGCCAUUUCUUCAAAUUGGUCCCCAAGGGAUCCGAAUUGCAGAAUUAGCAAAUGACUCUUUUGAUCGAAACCAGAAAACUAUUGCAGAGAAACCAUAUAUCUUGCCGCAUCUACCCCUAUGGCUCAAUACCCAUUUGACACUUAUUGCACAAUUAAAAGGACUCCCACCUUCCGCUGACCGCCCUGUUGGUAAAAAAGGGACAGCUAGGAUACGCUGCCUCGCAGCUGCACAGUACCUCGCAGCUGCACAGCGCCUCACAGCUACACAGUGCCUCACAGCUACACAGUGCCUCGCAGCUGCACAGUGCCUCACAGCUACACAGUGCCUCGCAGCUGCACAGUGCCUCGCAGCUGCACAGUGCCCCUUUUCCGUUCUGAUUAGCCUCAAAGAAGGCCUGCGAGCUACCCAUCGGCGGGGUGAGCCCCCAAAGCCGGUGCGCCAUGCUGAGUUGGAUGCACUCAGGCAGGAGGAAGUGCGUUUAUUGGUUUAUUUAAGCGGAGAGAAGUGCCUUCCAAGAACAGCAAAGCGCCCUAAGAAAGCCUUAGCUCAAGAAGGGCAUUCACUCCCCCCAGCAGCAACAUCAACUACGGCUGCAGCAGCAACAGCUGCAGCAGCAGCAGGAGCAGCAGCAACAGCUGCAGCAGCAACAGCUGCAGCAGCAAAUGCUGCUGCAACACCAAACCAACCAACGCGAGCAGCAGGGAGAGCAACAGCUAGCGCAGCGGGAGCUUCUGCAGCUGCAUUCGGAAGAGCAACAAGCGUUGCUGCUGCAGCAGCAACAAGUGCAGCAGCAACAAGUGCAGCAGCAACAGGUGCACUCUGCUGCAAUCUCAAAGCACCUGCUGUUCUUAGAGAGGCAACGUGCCCUUUGUGA